AUGGACAGAAAAUUCUUCUGCGGUUAUGUCUUUGUAGUCCUCGCAGCAACCAUUCGCACGAGCUCACUCGCGGAGCAACAGCAUGCGGUCGCAGGCCUUGACGACAACAACAAUCCCCUUCCGAGCUACUCUCCGGCCAGGCCUCCUGCUGUCCCUCUAGCAGUGAGGAGCCCCUAUCUAAGUGCUUGGUCCAAGACGGCUGGUGGAGCUACCUUGAACAGCGCCAAUGCUAUAUUCUGGCAAGGUGCCCCCAUUGGAUGGGAAGGCAUAGUGGCAGUAGAUGGGAUCUCGUACGAAUACCUCGGAAUUGGAUCGCAAUGUCCACCCACCCCGGCCAAAUUGCAGCCUGCCAAGCCACAAACUGUCAGCUACGAUUCCCAGUACUCCAACUUCACCUUCCUCGCCGGCCCCGACGUAUGCCGGAGCUCUAUCCCGCUCAGCUACCUCACAACCACCGUCAAGUCGAACGACUGCGAGGAGCAUAGCGUGCAGUUUUACUCCGAUAUCAACGCCGCUUGGGCCACACCAGACCGCCAUAUACCUGUUGUCUGGGACCUCAAGGUGGACGGCCAAGCUUAUCUCCCUACCGCCAUCGACGUCGCCACCCAAGAUUUGACAGGCUCAGCAAGCACAAUAUUCUCCUGGGUCUACUGGCUUGCGAAUGCCUACAUCUUCGGAGAGAACGCCGAGUUCCCACAAUGGGGCAACAUCACCUACAGCACGAGCUCCGAGGGCUUCAAAUGUUUCAGCUUCGAGAGCGGCUUUGCCACAGAUUUGCGGGCCCAAUUCGUCAACCAGCGUGUGUUGAACAACGCGGUCGAUCGUGACUAUCGAGGCUGGGGAUCUCGUGAGCCUGUCUUCGCAUUUGCGCAUGAUGCCGGCAACGUCACCUCGGCACAGGUGCGGUACACAAUCGGUUCGAUCCAGACGCCGGUGGUCCGCUAUCUCAGCGUCACGGGUUCCGGCGCCGUGUCGCCGUGGUGGGAGAGGUGCUACGGAGAUAUGUACUCCAUGAUCGAUUUUCAUUGGAACGAUUUCGAAGCCGUGUCUCAGUUGGGCGCCACCUUUGAGGCUCAGUUGAGGGCGGACGUCAGCGGCUACUACAAGGGCAGCGAGAACUACACGAGCCACGCCCGGACAAAUGUCAGCUCAAGUCCGACAAGGUCUUCCGCACUUUCGAAUGUGUCUGAGCAGUACGCGGAUGGUAUAGACCGGUACGGUCAACAAUACAAGUUCGAUCCGAACAACGCGUACGGAUUCUUGGCCAUGGACAACUCCAGCGGCGUUGCAAUCCCCGACAUUGACGAGGCAGAAGCUUAUUACACCAUCGUAGCUCUCUCGGCUCGGCAAGUCAUGGGCGCUUAUGUCUACGCCAUCCCACCCUCGGGCGCUGCGAGCUGCGGUGAGGGCUCGCACGACUCAAAUGGCGAAGUGCCCCUAAUGUUCCAGAAGGAAAUAUCAUCCGACGGAAACGUAAACACAGUAGAUGUGCUCUAUCCAGCCACCCCGUUCUUCCUUUGGGCAAACCCGGAGAUGCUCAAAUACACGCUCGAGCCCAUCUAUCAAAACACAGAAUCCGGCUUCUACCCGAGUGGGUACUCGAUGCACGACCUCGGAACGCAUUACCCCAAUGCCACGGGCCACACAGACGGCAUUGACGAGUUCAUGCCAGUCGAGGAGAGCGGCAACAUGCUGCUCAUGUCGUACGCCUACUACAAGUUCACGGGCGACGCGGCCUGGCUCAGCGCCCACUACCCAACCCUGAAGCAGUGGGCCGAGUUCCUCGUCGGCUUCAGCUUGAUCCCCGCCUACCAAUUCAGCACGGAUGACUUUGCCGGGCAGCUGGCGAACCAGACGAACCUCGCCCUCAAGGGCAUCCUCGGAUUGCAGGCAAUGGGCGCCGUCGCGCAGGCCGUGGGCCAGCCCGCCGGCGCAGCCAACUUCUCCGCGAUCGCGGGCGACUACUACCGGCAGUGGGAGGCCCUCGCCAUCGACCCGACGGAGAACCACACCCUCCUCUCGUACCAGUGGCGCUCAAGCUGGGGCCUCCUGUACAACACCUACAUGGACACCCUCCUGGGCCUCGGCACCGUCAGGCCCGAGCUGUACAAGAUGCAGUCGGACUGGUACAGCAGGCAGAGCCAGGUCUACGGCGUGCCCCUCGACAGCCGCCACCUGUACACCAAGAGCGACUGGGAGAUGUGGGCGGCCGCGACGUGCAACCCCGGGACGCGGAGGCUGUUCGUCAACGCCCUCGCGCACUGGGUCAACUCGACGCCGACCGAGUUCCCGCUCACCGACCUCUACGACACCACCGGCGUCGGGGGGUACCCCCCGGACUUGGUGUUCAAGGCCCGGCCCGUGGUCGGCGGGCACUUCUCGCUCCUGGCGCUGUACCGUGCUGGUUUGCUGGAUGGCGGACGAGGGCCCAACGGGUCAGCAUUCGUCCCGCAGUAG
Molecule: messenger RNA, 2457 nt
Organism: Diaporthe citri
Lineage: Eukaryota; Fungi; Ascomycota; Sordariomycetes; Diaporthales; Diaporthaceae
Exons: 2
Coding region: 1-2457 (818 amino acids)
Biological process (GO): carbohydrate metabolic process
Source: RefSeq, a predicted model, not a curated record